GGAGCAGAACGCCAGAGCACCGCUGGAGAGAGGAGCGCAGCGUAACGGAGCGCGCUUCGAUCCGACGAGAAGGGGGACAUCCCCGAUUCCCUCGAAGACCCUACCCAAGAAAAUAUUUCGAUAUUUUUUUUAUUGGUGCGCCAGCUAUACAUGGGAACGAAGUUCGACAUCUUCUCCCUGAUCAUUCUCGCGUUUUAAAGGAGAUGGCGGUACAUGGAAGACAGAGCUCCUUCCAACACCUGAAGCCUGGUCCAAGAUGAUGACUUCAGGGAUAUUUUGAGAUAAAGAGAGUAAACACCAACUGCUGCAUCUGGGAAGACCCCGGUUCUCUUCUCUUUUUCCUCCUGCAAUAUUAUAUUCCAAAAGAGGGGAACAGCAACUAAAAACAAGGCGACCACCAAACUCCGGUCAGCUAUAUGAAGAUCGCGACACGGUGGCUGGUUUUCCCUUGCAGAAAUGCCCGUGCGUGCGGUGACCACCAGGUUCAUGUACAAGGGAAUUUGCACUAUUCCAGAUGUCCUCUCCUACCGGCCCCCUGUCAUUUUGCCCGAGGACGAGGUGGAAGAGAUCCGCGAGGCCUUCAAGGUGUUCGACCGCGAUGGCAACGGGUUCAUCUCCAAGCAGGAGCUGGGUGUGGCCAUGCGCUCGCUGGGCUACAUGCCCAACGAGGUGGAGCUGGAGGUCAUCAUCCAAAGACUGGACAUGGAUGGUGAUGGGCAGGUCGACUUUGAAGAGUUUGUCGCAUUGCUCGGACCCAAACUCUCCGCCACUAUGCCCGAUAAGUUCUACGGAGCAGACUUUGAUUCUGUCUUUUGGAAGUGUGACAUGCAGAAGCUCACGGUGGACGAGCUGAAGAGCCUGCUGUACGACACGUUCUGCGACCACCUGACCAUGAAAGACAUCGAGAACAUCAUCAUGACGGAGGAGAGCCACCUCAACAGUCCCGAGUGCCAAGUGGAUAUCGAUACAAGCCCAACACAACAGGUGAAGCACACCUGCGUGCGGAAAAGCCUGAUUUGUGCCUUCGCCAUUGCGUUCAUCAUCAGCGUCAUGCUCAUUGCGGCCAAUCAGAUGCUGCGAAGAGGUAUGAAGUAAAACAAGUGUCCCAUAGGAUUCGUCACCAGGGGUUGAAUAAUCACACAAAUGUUCCGUUGUAAAAGUGAACCUGAAGAUUAUUUGUCUUUUAGAUUUUAGAUUAUUAUUAUUUCAACUGUCUUUUGACCAAAUUUGACCAAACACUAUGACACCUCCUUGGACAAUAAAGACUUCAGGUUUGUUGGUAUAUGCGAGCCAAUAAUAACGCAAACAUAUGAUACUGAAAAGUAAGCAAUGUGAGUAUGAAAGAAGGUCAAAAGUGCAGAAGUAGAAAGAAGUAAAAGUUUAUUAAAAAAGGAUAAAUAGAGGAAGAGCCUUAGAUCGUUUUAUUUUGUUAAAGGGCUGAAUGUAUCCUAAAAUAUUCGUUUUCUAUAAAAGUAAAAAAAAAUAGAAUGAUAUGAUUCAAAAGAUUAGUUUGAAAAUUGUAAUGUAUAAGCUAUUAGUAGCUAUACUGUUACCAUGCAAUAUGGGUAGAAAUAUUUAGUUGGUUCAUUUCAGCAAGCUGCCAAAUACUAACUCAAGAAUAAUAAUACUACAAAACUACGAAAAAUACAUCCAAAACAAUAAACUGCAAAACACAAAUUGAUCAGGCGGAAACUGAAAUGGGCUACUAACACUUAUUAGCACAUACUGCUUUUAUGGUUUUGUAGCGCCUGGAUGUGUUGCCACCCUAAUGUGCGCUUGAUUUACAACAUGGUUUGCACUAAAAACGAGAGAGGGACUGAACAGGCUUCACUGUGUAACACGAACACUCUCUAGGACAACAGCAAUGUACACCAUCUUAAACUGCAAAUGUAGGAUUUAUAUCGAGUGGAUUAAAUGGCCCGUUUAUCGGAACACGCUGAGGAAGAUAAAGAAAAAACAAUACCAAAAACCAAUCUGGAUAAAUAAGUGGUUGAUAAUAACCUUUUGUUUGUGCCAAAGUGUACAACAAAAUUACAGAUAAAAUACAAAGGGCACGGCACAACAAUAUAAAGCAGAUCUGUUGAGAAUCUGUGUAGCAAUACGUUUAUGCAACACACAGAAAACCAACUCAAAGUGGGAUUUCUGCUGAGCAUUACAUAUCUGUAGAAAGUACCAAUGCUGCAUUCAUAUUUGUAUCCACUGUUAGAAAGACCAUGUUAGCUAUGUUUUGAACUGAAUUUUAAUAAAUCCAAUGUGACAAUAUCAGUAAAAUAUCCGUAUUUUACUACCAAUAAGAAUGAGGGUAUUGACAGGCAGUUUACCCAAAAUAAAUAUAAACACACAGCUCAUUUGCAUGUACACUACAUUCGAAAGUGUUUGGAUUUAAUGUAAGAGCAGAUUCCUGAUGUAUUUCAAUGAUUAUGCAAAUUGUAAAGUGAUGUUUCGAAAAUAUCUAUAUCUAAAUGUCUAAUUUUGUGUGGACAUUGAGACAGUUAAAAACACAACAUUAUUUGUUUUUUUAACACUCAAACAUAUCAUGAACAGGGUGGUGUUGGUUGGGUUAAUACAUGGAAACGAAGCAACAUAUUUUCAGUAUUGUUUAAAAUGCAACAUAGUUAUAUUUUCUUACUUGAAAGAGUGACUCAUUAAACCUGGGGAUUUUAUGACGAAUGUCUACAUACUAUUCUUUAGGAGGGGAAAUCUAUCAGGUUCUCAUGUGUCAUUUGGUGCCCAGUUCAGUUGACCUGGAGUUUGGUGGGAACGCUGAUAGGAUUACUUGCGCGUCUCUAACGCCAUGCACUUACAUUAGCUUUCCCUCUCCUGUCAAAGAUUUAUUUUUCUUUUACAAAUCUUCGUCAUGUCAAAAUGACUUUUAACAAAUAACGAUAUAUUUUUCCUCUUGCCGUUUCUAUCCUGAAGUUUAUUAAAUCUUUACCAUUACAGAGAAGAAUGUGAGCUGGGAGUUAACAAGAAUGCUAGCACGGCAUUAUGGGAAUUCUAUCUUGUAUCUAGUUCCUGUUUGUACGUGAAAACUAUUGAUGUGACGUUGCUCUACACAUGUUAUAAUAAUAGGGUAUUGCAUUUAUGUGUGAUAUAUACUGUAGCUAUUGUAUCAAUAAUGACAGUGAACCAUUACUCUGUAUCUUACUCCGUAUGUUACAGUUUCUGAAGGUUGAUGAAGUAUAAUAAGAGGAUAUGUCGUCUAAAGAUAGACAACAUAUCACGGUAUCUUUGGUUUGCACUGUAGAUGUUUUCCGUUCUGUGUUUCGUAUAUAGUAUUACGGUCAAACACUGUGCAGAACUAAUUUCAUGUCUUAUCGUAGCUACUUAAAUGUUUUAGACAUUUAUACAGAUCCAUUUGGUGAAAUGCACUCUCUUCGUAAAAAAAUUAAUAAACUGCUGCUGAAUGUCAGUCACUUAGACUGUCACUAAUAAUGUUAGUAUUAAUAAAUGUCAAUGCAAUAUCUAGUUACAAAAUGGAAUGGAAAAUCCCUGUGUGAAUCAAUAAAAGUCUUGUCUCUUUGGAUGUUACACCUUACGUUUUUCUAAUGUCCAGGAGAAAAGUGAAUUUGUUCCUAUGUUACUUUGGUUACUGCAUCAUUUAAACAUUCAUGUAGCCGCUGUCUUGAUGCAUGGAGUCCAAUAAAAAAGAAUUGCAUAAAUGUC
Molecule: messenger RNA, 3666 nt
Organism: Gadus morhua (Atlantic cod)
Lineage: Eukaryota; Metazoa; Chordata; Actinopteri; Gadiformes; Gadidae
Gene: cabp7b
Product: calcium binding protein 7b
Exons: 6
Coding region: 457-1095 (212 amino acids)
Cellular component (GO): trans-Golgi network membrane
Molecular function (GO): calcium ion binding
Source: RefSeq, a predicted model, not a curated record